AUUCGCUGUGGCGGUGGCUCGGCAGCGGGGGCUGGGGGCUUCUGCAAGGCGGGAGCCUCCGCCCCCUCCCCGCUGCUCCCGUCAUCAGAAGCUGUGAUCCUCGUCCUCUCGCCCCUCGCGCGCACCCGCCGCUUCCUUCCUUCUCCCCCCGUAUCCCAUUCCCAAAUCCCAGCAGCCCCUCCCGCGGAAGCAGCAGCAGCAGGAGCUGCUGCAAGCUUUGCGUGCCUCCUGCUUGACCGCCCCGAUGCCUGCGUGAACGUGGAGCGGAGGAAUCCACGACUGCGGCGGGCAUCCCCGGGUGGCACUGGCCGCCCUUCCCGAGCAAGGAGCGAAGCAGCGUGCGCGGCCGAAGAGAAUCGGGCAGCUCCCACGGACCAUGCUUGUGGCCGGGGAGGGAGGAGGGGGCGAGGAUGUGUUCCCCCUCCCUUUCCCGUCUCCCUCGGAUUUAAGCCUGCAGCAGCCCUAAGGUCGAAGCGGCUGAGGCGGCGGCGGCAGGAAAUUCAGCACCGGGACAGCUCCCAGAUCAUCACAGUGGAUGUCACCAGGAAAGAGAUGGUGGAUCAGAGCCCUCACUGGGGAAUGCAAGCUGCCACCAUCAUGGAUACUGUUCCAGCUACGGUUGUAGCAAGAGAAGUCGAGGGAAUUGCAGGAGAGAGGAGACUCUUGGCAGUUGCCAGUCCUCUCUGCUGCUUUAGAAAAGCCUGAGUCACUCGCCACUUGGGGAGCAAACACAUUUUGAGCUACUUCUCCUCUGUUACACUGACAUGACUGCCUAGUAAUUUUCCCCCUCAUUGCUAAGAAUCUGGAUGAGUUGCUGCCAAAAAAACCAUUAAAAAGAUUACCUCCAAUUGAGGGAUUCCCCCUCCCACAAGAAGAAGAACAAAUAGUGGAAAGUCCUACAAAGAGAAUUAUAGCUGAGAAGAAGAGAGAUUUCCUCAAAGGUACUUUUGGAAGUACUGACCACAGCUCUGAACGGAAUAUGGUCCCAAUGGAGCACAGUAGAGGAUUUGUCUAAGGGCUGUGCCUAUAGGAAGCUCCCUCCGCAGACACCAAGUCCUUUGUGAUCCAUGAUUGUGCUAGGUGUCCUUUCCAUGAGAAAAGAUUCCCCAUGAAAUAUUGGACUCAUCUGUCAUUGCCUUGCUGGGACUUCAUUUAUAACUGAGUAUUCCUGUCACCCACCUGGUGGGACUCCAUCAGUGAUGAAGGUAGGCCUGCACUUGUAGCAACACAAGGCGGCUGAAAGGAAGACGAAGGGUGGUGCCAUCAUCUCACCAUGGUACUUCCGCCUCCAGACAAGCGUCACGUGUGUCUCACCACUAUUGUCAUCAUGACCAGCAUGGCAUUCAUGGAUGCCUAUCUGGUGGAGCAGAACCAAGGACCCCGUAAGAUUGGAGUCUGCAUCAUUGUCCUGGUAGGAGACAUCUGCUUUCUGAUUGUACUGCGCUAUGUGGCUGUGUGGGUGGGGGCUGAAGUGAAGACAGCCAAGCGUGGCUAUGCCAUGAUCCUUUGGUUCCUCUACAUCUUUGUGCUGGAAAUCAAGCUGUAUUUUAUAUUCCAGAACUACAAGGCUGAUAAGCGGAACCUGGAGACAGUGGCCAGGAAGGCACUGACCUUGCUGCUCUCCAUCUGCGUCCCAGGACUGUACCUGGUGCUGGUGGCCUUGGACAGCAUGGAAUACAUACGCACCUUCCGGAAGAAAGAGGAUUUGCGAGGGCGUCUCUUCUGGGUGGCCUUAGACCUGCUGGAUAUCUUGGACAUUCAGGCCAACCUGUGGGAGCCACACAAGACUGGGCUACCAAUCUGGGCGGAAGGGCUCAUGUUCUUCUACUGCUAUAUCCUGCUCCUGAUCCUGCCUUGUGUGUCCCUCAGUGAGAUUAGCAUGCAAGGGGAGCACAUUGCUCCGCAGAAAAUGAUGCUCUACCCAGUCUUGAGCCUGGUGACCAUCAACGUUGUCACCAUAUUCAUCCGGGCCGUUAACAUGGUCCUGUUCCAAGACAGCAGAGUCUCCACCAUCUUCAUUGGCAAGAACAUCAUUGCCAUUGCCACCAAGGCCUGCACGUUCCUCGAGUACAAGAAGCAGGUGAAGGAAUUCCCGCAAAAUGCCAUUGCACUGGAGCUGCAGCAGAACUCAGUGCCCCACAACCAGACCAUCCACAGUUCGCAAGGCAUUUCUCACGAGCAGUCGCCCACCAGGGAGACUUUGGACACAUGACGGCACUCCUCAGACAUCAGCACUUCUUUGCAUUUUCUUGGGGGAGGGGGAGGGGAUUCUGCUCUCAUCCCAGCAUCGAGAGCCGCCCCCUCUGCACAAGAUCAAAAUGGUGGAACAUCCCCUGCAUCUCAGGUAUUUCCUAGGGGCCCUCCAGAAAGAAAACAAAACCAAAUGAACCUUCAGAGGAGAACCUUGACACACACACACCCAGAAUCCGAGCUUUUCUAUCUGUUUGUUACCUGUGCUUCAACAUGUCAGGAAUGAAGAUCUUUGUUAUCACAGACUUUUUUUAAGGAAGGGGAUGGGAAGGGGUGGGGAGAUCAGGGCUGGAGCGUGGCCCACUGUACCUGUGAACAUAGGUGUCUUAUUUAAAAUGGUUGUGUUUACAAUUUCUUAUUUUUAAAAAAGAAAAAGCCACCUGUUUAAUCAUUGCUGGGGAAUCCAGCUGAGUUUGGAGGAUUUUAUACACUCUAUCAACUAGCUCCUUGGGCUGUUCUGUUCUACUGCAAACAGUUACAAAGAGUCAGGCUUUUCUCACACAGAGCUGUUGAACUGAUGAGGCAACUGGCUGGGAAAGGAGGAUGGCCAACUCUGCCCAAGUGCUAAUCCAGCCCCCGCCCCUGAGGACAGCGUUGUACAAACUCCUGGUUUUAAGAGUCCUUCUGGUGCUCUAUCAAAUGAUGCAGCACAAAUUUCUAUUUUUUGAAGCGCAAUUCUCUUCCUCUUUCUCUCAUUCCCAGUGGCAUGAAGUUUCAGGUUUACAAGAGUGUGGUGAUGGCGGGAGGGGGGAUGGUGCCUGGUGGGGCUAGAAGGGGAAGUUGCAACCCUCAGGAUGACACAGAUUCAAUUUUAUUCCAACAGCAGCUGAGUUUAUAAUGGGGUUGUUUUUCUACAAACCAUACAUCUUUCUCUAAGAUAUGGAGGGGGCCGAUCCCUGUGUGCAAGUCAUAGGAGCUGCUGGGGUGUAGGAGUAGCUUGGUGCAAGUACAAAAAUCACAUCCAGACCUGAAGCCUGCAGACUCUGAGCUCCCCUUAUAGGACUAAGCCUGGAAUCCAGGCCGAGUGGCACGUCAGGGACCCAUUCCCAGCGAUUUCUGCCAUGCCCAGGCCAUGCUCUUGCUCCGGAUCCUUCCACACCCUCCAGCCUUUCCAGCAGUGUCUACUGCUAACUGCAGGCUGCCUUACAGCAUCGUCUGCAGUGCAUGCCUCCCUGCCACCUGAUGCUAGGAGGCCCAAUGCUCAGUUGCACAAGACAGUGGGUCCAGUUUGGCCUCCUGCUGCCAUACCCCCAGGGCCAGUUGGGCUAGGGCUGCCAUCAAACCAGGGUGUUUUUUAAACUGCAUUUUAAAAGUUCCGUGUGGGGCAAUGAGAAUUUCAUAUCAAUGCCCAAUAUCCAUCUGUGAAUCAAUGAUAGAAUGCCUCUCUGAGAAGGUCGGGCGAGAGCAGGCGCUCACAUGCCGCCUUGUGGCUCCUUAUCCUUCCUCUCCGAGAGAUGUUUCCCAGGAAUUACAUGUCUCACCCCACUACAGCUGGAUCAUUACAGAGGGAGCCCCAAGGUCCAGUGGCAGGGGAAAGGCCACUCCCAGCUGAGUGAUUGGAGAGGAGGAAUAUGAACAGCUAGUGGAGGGUGUGCACUGGCCCAUUUGAGAUCUCUUAGACAAUGGAGUGGACUCAAGGAGGUGGUGUAGAGUCUUGCCCUGGGUGGAUCUGUGUCUGGGGCAAGCCAGUUGGGCAUUGACCCAUCUGCUGCCCUGCCUCACGCAAGCUAUUCUGGCCAUCUCAAGAAACCUGGAAAACAGGAAGCCGUGAGGUCAUCCGGCUGUUGCCCUCUCUCUGAAGAGAAGGUACAUGAAGGUGCCAAGCUUUCAUCCUGUCCACAAGGGGGUACUCUCGGCUCAUUUUGCAGUUUCCCUGGGGAAUGAGAUGCUUUUGUCAUUGCACAGGGUUUGGGGUUUUUCUUUGGUUUGAAGACAGUUCUGGUCAAGUGUAAUAAACAGUUCUGGACACCCACCAAGCA
This is a messenger RNA of Hemicordylus capensis (graceful crag lizard), 4229 nucleotides long. RefSeq names its product transmembrane protein 121 (gene TMEM121). The record is from RefSeq and is a predicted model, not a curated record. The transcript has 2 exons. Lineage: Eukaryota; Metazoa; Chordata; Lepidosauria; Squamata; Cordylidae. The coding region runs from base 1274 to 2212 and encodes 312 amino acids.